Phascolarctos cinereus (koala) is the source of this 2385-nucleotide messenger RNA. It is a transcript of the gene SLC35H1, whose product is annotated as solute carrier family 35 member H1. The record is from RefSeq and is a predicted model, not a curated record. Lineage: Eukaryota; Metazoa; Chordata; Mammalia; Diprotodontia; Phascolarctidae.
CUUGGGAAUGACCUUGCCUCUCCCCGCCUCAGUUUCCUCCUCUGUCAGAUAAGCGGGCGGUGCCCCAGAAUGUGGUCUCUUCCACUUCUCCAUCCACAGUAUUCUAUUUGACAGCACCCCAGGAGUAUUGGACUGUAGGCUCUUUGAGGUCAGGGACAGUUUUUUUCUAUCUUUGAAUAACCAGCGCUUAGCACAGGGCCUGGCACGUGUUGGCGCUUAAUAAAUGCUUGUUGACUUGACUUGACUUGGAAGGGUCCUCUGGGAUCGUCGAGUCCAGACCUUAAGUUUUACAAAUGGCGAAUAUCAGGCCUUAGAAAAGAGAAAUGACCUGUCAGAGGUUAGAAAGUAAAUUACCCAGAACCAACUAGGUCUUCUCCUUCUAAGUUGAGUGCCCUUUGCAUUACCCAGCAAGAAAUCCAGAAUCCUGUGAGCUCUGCAUCUAGAUAGCCAUGGUGUGGGUAGGUGCUGUUCACCAGCCCCUGAGGUGAGAGAGUCCUCAGCAUAGGCCAGAGCUUUCAUGAUCAUAUGGCCGUGUUAAGCCUUCAACUGGGAGAGAACCACCACUGAUAAGAGAUGUUUCCGCUGAAGUUCUUGGUCCAGCACAGCCAACUCUUGCUUUGUGUAUUGGCUUCAAGCGAGAGGGCUGGCGUCCAGCCAGGGCAGUAGCUGCUUAGUCCCACCUCUGCCACUCACCAGUGGACAAAAAGGUGUUUGGAGAGUCACUGUUGCCGCCAAUGGGGAGGUGGACCUUUGGCUUGACCUUCAUCUGGAAGGUGAUGCUGACUCUGGGACUGGUACUUCUCUACUACUGCUUCUCCAUUGGCAUCACCUUCUACAACAAAUGGCUAAUGAAGAGUUUCCACUUCCCUCUCUUCAUGACCCUGCUUCAUCUCGUAGUGAUAUUCCUUUUCUCGGCUCUGUCCCGAGCGCUGGCACAGUGCUGCCACCAGCGCCCUCGAGUGGUGCUGAGCUGGGCCGACUACCUCCAGAGAGUAGCUCCCACAGCUUUGGCAACGGCACUUGACGUGGGUCUGUCUAACUGGAGCUUCCUGUACAUCACCGUCUCACUGUACACAAUGACCAAGUCCUCGGCAGUCCUCUUCAUUUUGAUCUUCUCUCUGAUCUUCAAGCUGGAGGAGCUGCGGGCAGCGCUAGUCCUGGUGGUCCUGCUUAUUGCUGGUGGCCUCUUCAUGUUCACUUAUAAGUCCACACAGUUCAAUGGAGAGGGAUUUGCCCUGGUGCUAGGGGCCUCGUUCAUUGGAGGAAUUCGAUGGACCCUUACCCAGAUCCUCCUACAGAAGGCUGAACUAGGUCUCCAAAAUCCUAUUGACACCAUGUAUCACCUGCAGCCACUCAUGUUUCUGGGACUCUUCCCCCUUUUUGCUGUUUUUGAAGGUCUACAUUUGUCUACAUCUGAGAAAAUCUUCCGUUUCCAGGACCCAGGGCUCCUCCUGGGUAUACUUGGGUCUCUCUUCUUAGGUGGGAUACUUGCCUUUGGCUUGGGCUUUUCAGAGUUCCUAUUAGUCUCCAGAACCUCCAGCCUGACCCUCUCCAUUGCUGGGAUUUUUAAGGAAGUCUGUACUUUACUGCUGGCAGCUCAUCUGCUGGGAGACCAGAUCAGCCUGCUGAACUGGCUGGGCUUUGCCCUCUGUCUGUCUGGGAUAUCCCUCCACAUCACCCUCAAAGCCCUCCACUCCAAAGGUGAAAGUGGUCCUAAGCCCCACAAAGGGCCUGUCUCCAGCUCUGACCUGGAACUACUCCUGCGGAACAGGGAGCCUGGUGACGAGGAAGAUGAGGAUGAGGGAGAAAAAUACUUUGUGGCCCAGGGGCAGUAGUGACCUGCCUGGCUGGUACAGCCUGUACCAUCCCACCCCUUUCCUGCACUGAUUCUUCUUUGUACACCAUUGGUAGCCAACCAUGUAGGCAGAUCCAAGUGCCCUGCCUCAUCAGAUGGGCAGCAGUGGGCUCUGUGAUGCCCAGACUGGGACUCUGCUGAUAUAACGUAUCAGUAUGGAAGAUGAUGGGUGAAAUGGCUGUUAUAGUCGUGUUCUUGGUAUCCAGGACCAAAUGAGACCUGUGUGGACCAUCAGGGUGAAGUAGAUAUAUUACCAGGCCUUGAGAAGGGCAAGACUUGGGUAGGGGUCACAGUGGGUGAUAGGAAUGGGCUGGUUCCCCUAGAUUGGUUCCCUAAGACCUCUUAGACCAAGAAUUGUCAUAAUUCAGGGGAUAAUCAAGAUUACUGCCAGAAAAAAAUGUAAACUGUAGACUAUUCCCCAGCUAGGGGAAGGUGGAGGGGCUGGGACCUCAACCUGGAGACCUUCUUUGCUCAGAGAGCAGUUUUAUUUAUAGUUUGGAAAUAAAUGCUUUAUGGUCCACUGACCACCA